AUUAAGUGUAGACACUGCAUUUUGCAGUCAUUAAGCCCUGAGCUCCUUUGCAGUCCAAGGAGAGCCAUGCAGGAUGAAGAUGGAUAUAUCACCUUAAACCUUAAAAGCCGAAAACCAGCUCUCACCUCAGUAGACCCUGCUUCUUCCUCUCUGUGGCGUAUGAUGACUUUGGCUCUGCUGGUCUUGUGCGUGGGGAUGGUUGUUGGGCUGGUGGCUCUGGGGAUUUUGACUGUUACACAGCAAAGGUACCUACAAGAUGAGAAUGUAAAGGUCUCAGGAACCCUGUGGCAACUAGCAAGGAAGGUCUGCCAGGAUUUAAUAAAAGAAUUAGAAAAGAAAGAACCCAAAAGCACUAGGAGGUUUCUCUGGCUGGUUUCUCCUCAAGGCCAUAAAUGCAGCCCCUGUGACAAAAACUGGAGAUACUAUGGCGACAGCUGUUACGGCUUCUUCAAGCACAACUUUACCUGGAAAGGGGCUCAGAAGUACUGUGCUGACAAGGAUUCCAGUCUGGUGAAGAUCACCUCCAAAAAUGUUCUGGAAUACCUCAAAGACAGGACUAGUUUGAUUCGUUGGGCUGGACUGUCCCGUCAGAACUCUAAUGAGGACUGGGAAUGGGAAGAUGGCUCAGUUGUCUCAAAAAAUAUAUUCGAGCUUUCUGGAAAUGCUAGAGAAAAUAUGAAUUGUGCCUAUUUUCAUAAUGGGAAACUGUACCCUGCCUUCUGUGAGAACGACUAUUAUUUAAUCUGUGAGAAGAAGUCGGGUAUGGCAAAGGUGGAUGAACUACUUUAAUGCAAAGAUGUGAACUGUAUGUCACAGACCAGUGCUAGAUUGUGCAAUAAAAGGUCUGGAUGAAGAAAGAACUAGCUCAUUUUUCCUGUUCUUUGCCCCUUGGAGUCACCUUUUCAUUAUUAUUCCUACCAACACCACUCAGUCCCUUUUAAAUGGAACAGUUUAUACUAAGAGAUAAUUUGCUAUCUUUUUUUAAA
This is a messenger RNA of Erinaceus europaeus (western European hedgehog), 986 nucleotides long. It is a transcript of the gene CLEC1B, whose product is annotated as C-type lectin domain family 1 member B. The record is from RefSeq and is a predicted model, not a curated record. The transcript has 6 exons. The coding region runs from base 67 to 789 and encodes 240 amino acids. Lineage: Eukaryota; Metazoa; Chordata; Mammalia; Eulipotyphla; Erinaceidae.